Molecule: messenger RNA, 597 nt
Organism: Gossypium raimondii (Peruvian cotton)
Lineage: Eukaryota; Viridiplantae; Streptophyta; Magnoliopsida; Malvales; Malvaceae
Exons: 1
Coding region: 1-597 (198 amino acids)
Source: RefSeq, a predicted model, not a curated record
AUGGCUUUGUACAAAGGGAAGGAAUAUACAGAGGGAAAUAAUAUAGAACAACCACAGGAGCUAUCUAAUACUUACACACGGUUGUGGGGCCUAAAUAUUCCUAAUAAAAUACGUAUACACUUCUGGAAAAUAAUCAAUGAGUCUAUGCCAACAUUGUGGGUGCUAAAAUCACAAAAGCUUGUUGUCAAUACACUUUGUCCAGUUUGUCAAGUAGAGCAGGAGUCAGUGGCUCACUUGUUCCGUGAUUGUGACUUUUUGAAGCAAGUGCUAGAGGGAAUAGGGGUGGUGUCCUCAACAAGCAACAUAGAUCAAAAUUGGAAGCAACGGUUAGUAGAAGAGGUAUUGAAUAAUAGCAUAACAGGUUUUAGAUUACUCGCUAUUUCUUAUUGGGCUCUAUGGUAUAAUCGUAACAAAAUAUAUCAUGAGGAGAUUAGGGAGCAGGUUCAUGAGGUAAUAGGAUUUAUAAACGCUUACAUGCUUGAAAUUGAGCAAUUAAGUGGGUUAUCUAGAUCUGGGCAUAUACCAAAGCAUAUUAUUUGGGAGCCACCAGAAGGGGACAUUAUUAAGUUCAACUUUGAUGCUUCUUUUAACCAGUAG